Lactuca sativa (garden lettuce) is the source of this 1023-nucleotide messenger RNA. RefSeq lists its product as uncharacterized. Lineage: Eukaryota; Viridiplantae; Streptophyta; Magnoliopsida; Asterales; Asteraceae. The record is from RefSeq and is a predicted model, not a curated record.
AUGGAUCGAAACGAAGAAGAUAUGAAAUUCGUUGGCUUCUUCGGCAUCUUCAAACAAUCAUUCAAAACCAUCUUCUCAUGGAAGAAAAUCUUCGCGCAAAUUACUCUCACCUUAAUCCUACCUCUCACAAUCGUCUUCUUAGUUCACAGGGAAAUCUCCCAUCAUUUAUUCGGGAAAAUCGAGUUCUUGAAUAUCGACAGCAAUUCUUUGCUUCAGAUUGAACCUAUUGACAACGAUGGAAGCCGAACAGGCGCCAUGGAUUGGCUCUACUACUGGCUGUUCACAAUCGCCUACUUCAUCUUCCUCACCGUCUUCUCCAUCCUCUCAACCGCCGCCGUCGUCUUCACCAUCGCCUCCAUCUACACCGACAGAGAAGUCGUUUUCCGAAAUGUCAUGAAAAUCGUUCCGAAGGUCUGGAAACGCCUUUUGGUCACUUUCUUAUUCAUAUACCUGGCGCUCUUCAUCUUCGAUGUAAUCGGUGGGGUGGCUCUGGUUAUCUUCGGAUCUAUCUUUCACAAUUCAAUUUUUGGUGCAAUCCUUUUGCUCAUCUUCCUCAUCUUAUACAUUAUUGGUCUGUUAUACCUGAGCUUUGUUUGUCAACUGGCUAGCGUCAUUACUGUUCUGGAAAACACCCAUGGAUCUAAAGCCAUGAGGAAAGGUAAGGAUCUGGCGAAUGGGAAGAAGAAAGUGGGAAUGGGAAUUUCAUUCGUGUUGUACGGAUUUUUGCUUGGAUUACUUAUUGUGUAUGAGUUGUUCGUGGAAUACGGUGGACAAAAUUUGGGAUUGGAGAUGAUUUGGAGGGUGAUGAUCGGAAUACUAUGUGGGCUUUUGCUUUUGAUGCUGUUCUUGCUCCUCAUCGUGACCCAAACAAUGCUUUAUCUGGUCUGCAAAUCUCAUCACCGGGAAGCCAUUGACAAGCUUAGUUUGUCGACGUUUUUAGGAGCUUACAUGGGGGAGACGGUGGUGUAUCCCGCCGGCGGCGAGGAAAUCCAGCUAGGAAGACCUCAACAUCAACAGGUUUAA